UCGCGCGACGUGAGAAAUAUGAGCGUGGAAACGUAAUUGUGGGCCGUUUCUUUCGUCGGUGUCGCUCCGGUGGCGGUUAUUAUAGGUUAUAAACGCUCGCAUGUUUUAAUCCAGGCGGACGCGUACCUUUCACGAUCGUUCGCGGCAAAAUGAAUUUUUCCGGGAGCAACAUUAUUCAGGGAGCUCUUCCUCAGUUCUCAGAGUUAACGUCUCGACCGAACCAGGUCUCCGCAUCGAAAUUUACCAGCGGUGAUACCGUUCAAUUAGAACACGCGUCUGUUUAUACAACCGCCGCCGUAUCGAAUCAGACGAAACAAACUUUGUUGGUGAAUUCAACGAACAAAUACGCGGGACCAAUAAUCGCAUGGCCGGAUCCGAAUACGUUGAUGCAAUUCUGCGAAAAGCAGGGCAUUCAAGCCAUUAACAUUCCUAAUUAUAAUCAAAACAACUCGAUACUCACUGUUCAGGCGAACAGUUUACCCGUGAGAAUCAUACCUAAUAUGUACUUGCCUUCAACCUCGCAACCGGAGACCGUUAAACACGACAUAGAUGUAAGGACAGAAAGCGAGAUGAAAACACCCACCAUGCAAGACUCUUCUCAAGUUCAGCUUCAACAGCAAAGCGCCAUGGCCGAGUAUUUCCAAAAGUUACAAGCCACUACUCUUCCAUUGACGUUGCAGCAGUUGAUUAAAUUGCAAACGGAACAAAUGAAGAAAGAGAAAACGGAGGAGGAGAAGGUGGAACACACGCAGAACAAUAUUCUCAACAUUCCUAGUGUUCCAGUGUUCAGAAACACUCAGAUACAAAAUGGAAAUACUUUCAUGAAUUCCGAUCAAAUGUUGACUACGAUCAAUCCGAACGACCUAAACGUGCAUAUAGACAACCAGCAGGAAAACGAAAACACUGUGCAGAGCAUCAAAGUCGAGCAACAGAUACAGACGGACUCGCCUAAGACCGAGAAGAAGAUGAAAUUCAGGGCCAAAACCGGGGAAAUCAAGAUCAGCGUUGCCCUGGACGGUUCGACGAUUUAUUGCUGUCCAGAGUGUAACUUAGCGUUUUCAGAUAAGGCUGAGGUCGAGCAGCACAUACAGGCUCAUAUUCAAGAACGUAAGUAUCAAUGCAAGGAAUGCGGCGCGAUGUUGAAAAGAAAAGAGCACCUCGAUCAACACAUGCGUGGGCACUCGGACGAAAGGCCGUUCAAGUGUCCCGUGUGCCAAAAAGCGUUCAAGAGAAACGAACACUUAACGAGGCAUUACGUUAUCCACUCUGGCGAUAAGAAUUUCAUGUGCUCGGUAUGCCAGAAGGCCUUCUCCAGGAAGGAUCACUUGAACAAACAUACUCAAACGCAUUUAGGAAUCAGACGGAACAGAAUAAAGAAGGAAUCGUUCUUUGUCGAACAGAAAGAGCCGUUCGAGAAGGCUAACGAAGUUUCCGCAAUGCCUAAACAGGAAGUGAACUUUGUACUGAAAGACGGAUACGCGAAACAGGAACCGAAUUUCCUGCAGUACAUACAAAAUCUUCAGAAAGAUCAGAACUUGAUACACACGUUUUCCUCGUUUAAAGAACAGGCGAUCAAAGAAGCGAACGUUCUGCAGCAACAGGCUGUCAAUAUGAACGAAAUUCUGCCUCAAAAUACAAGGUACUUAAUGCCAUCUUAGUCAUAAAUCAAUCUCGCGUAAAUCCAAAGCAAUAAAGGCUGUUUACGAAGUGCGUUGAGGUUAGCACAAAUAGAAAAUUCGUUAGACACAUUAGGAAUUGGAGCAUCCCUUAGAACUUGAAUUUGAAUAAAAAAAGAAGACUAUUGGCGAAGGACUAAAAGUUUGAGGUGCAAUUUAAUAAAUUUACGAAAUUUGGUGGCGACUGAAUCAACGUUAACUUGAUUUUUAACGAAGUUAAUGCUUCGUCUAAUUUCUUUCUUG
Messenger RNA from Colletes gigas, 1919 nucleotides. RefSeq names its product zinc finger protein 239-like. Lineage: Eukaryota; Metazoa; Arthropoda; Insecta; Hymenoptera; Colletidae. Bases 150 to 1658 code for a protein of 502 amino acids. The transcript is spliced from 4 exons. The record is from RefSeq and is a predicted model, not a curated record.